AUGAGAGCCUCGUUGGUGGCUAUAAAAGCCACCGAUCAUGCAGUUUUUGUAAAUGGCAAGUUGUGUAAGGACCCGAAGCUUGCCGUUGCAGAAGACUUCUUCCUUCCAGAGCUUAACAUUCCAGGAAAUACAUCAAACCCAGUAGGAUCCAUGGUCACUCCAGCCAAUGUUGAAAAAAUACCAGGGUUGAACACUCUUGGCAUUUCUCUCGUUCGAAUCGACUAUUCACCUUACGGCGGCCUAAACCCUCCUCACACCCACCCUCGUGCCACAGAAAUUCUAGUCGUCGUGGAGGGCACUCUUUACGUCGGCUUCGUUACAUCCAACCCGGAGAACCGUCUCUUCACAAAAGUCCUGUACCCCGGAGAUGUCUUCGUGUUCCCGGUCGGCCUCAUCCACUUCCAGUUCAACAUAGGGCACACCAAUGCAGUUGCCUUUGCUGGUCUCAGUAGCCAAAACCCAGGUGUUAUCACCAUUGCAAAUGCAGUGUUCGGCUCAGACCCGGCAAUCAAUCCCUAUGUUCUUGGCAAGGCCUUCCAGCUCGAUAAGAAUAUCGUUAAGCAACUUCAGUCCCGGUUCUGGUGGGAUAAUAACUAG
Molecule: messenger RNA, 597 nt
Organism: Hibiscus syriacus
Lineage: Eukaryota; Viridiplantae; Streptophyta; Magnoliopsida; Malvales; Malvaceae
Product: germin-like protein subfamily 1 member 7
Exons: 2
Coding region: 1-597 (198 amino acids)
Cellular component (GO): cell wall
Molecular function (GO): manganese ion binding
Source: RefSeq, a predicted model, not a curated record